Bombyx mandarina (wild silkworm) is the source of this 5276-nucleotide messenger RNA. RefSeq names its product putative multidrug resistance-associated protein lethal(2)03659. Gene Ontology annotation, biological process: transmembrane transport; monoatomic ion transport. Gene Ontology annotation, molecular function: ATP binding; ATP hydrolysis activity; ABC-type transporter activity. NCBI's taxonomy places the organism in Eukaryota, Metazoa, Arthropoda, Insecta, Lepidoptera, Bombycidae. The record is from RefSeq and is a predicted model, not a curated record. Gene Ontology annotation, cellular component: membrane.
AAAAUCAAAAUUAGUCUGUGAACGUACAAAUGCAGUGCAGUCGUUCGUGAUUAAAAUUGAAAUUUGAUUUUUACUGAAAUUUGUAAAAUAAUCUAGUUAACUUAGUUAUAUCCCAAACAAAACUAGAAUUUACUUUGAUUUUUUAAUCAUAUUAACUAUUUUUGGAAUUGCAGUUUAGUCUGAUUCGUGUCCCGUCAAAUUUUUUUGGGAUUUCUGAAAUCAAAGUGACAAAGUGGGUAGUUUUUGUAUGCUUUUAAAGUAAAUAUUUAAAAAAUAUUGUGUUACGAAAGGGUCAUGUCGCAGUUUAUUAAAUAGGAGGCAAAUAAAACACCGGUGGUCAAACUGCUCACAUCGAAUUCUAAGGAACAACAUGGAGUCCUUCAAAAGAAAAAAUCGCCCUGCUCACCCCAGAGCUUCAGCAAAUCCAUUGUCAGCCUUAACUUUCACUUGGACCUUGCCAGUAUUUUGGAGCAGUUUGAAAAAGGAAUUGGAAGAGCAAGAUUUGUAUGAGCCCUUAGAUGAACAUUCCUCAGGUCCACUCGGUGAUAAAUUCGCUCGCCUAUGGGAGGAGGAGGUUGCCAAGGCUGGUAACAAACGGAAACCAAGCUUACUCCGCGUCAUACUUAAGGCAUACGCUGCUAGAUGCAUGCUCUACGGAUUCAUAUUGUUGAUCAUGGAAUGCGUGAUAAAGAUAGCUCAGCCAAUAUUUCUUGGUUGGUUGGUGGAAUAUUACAGCCCCGACAGUAAAAUGACGCCCUCGGACGCAUAUCUCUGCGCUGCGGCAGUCGUAGUAUGCUCAGCUCUUAAUGUAUUCGUCAUGCAUCCAUAUAUGAUGGCCAUAUUACACAUGGGAAUGAAGUUCAGGGUCGCCUGCUGCUCGCUCAUCUACAGAAAGUCUCUGCGAUUAUCGAAGACCGCUCUCGGCGAGACGACAAUCGGUCAAGUCGUCAACCUGUUGUCGAACGACGUGAAUCGUUUCGACGUCGCGGUGAUAUUCAUCCACUAUCUAUGGAUCGGGCCGCUGGUCACCGUGAUCAUCACAUACUUUAUGUGGCUGGAGAUCAACUGGGCCGCGGUGGUCGGAGUAGCUUUCAUGCUGGCAUUCAUACCGCUGCAAGCUUACUUGGGAAAAAAGACUUCGGUUUUGAGACUAAAAACGGCAUUAAGGACCGACGAACGUGUCCGACUUAUGAAUGAAAUUCUAUCCGGUAUUCAAGUCAUCAAGAUGUACACUUGGGAGAAACCUUUCGCUGACCUCGUCGCCAAAGCUAGGAAACACGAAAUAAAACAAAUCCGAGCGACGUCUUACAUCCGAGGAGUGCUCACUUCGUUCAUAAUGUUCACGACGCGCAGUUGCUUAUUCUGUUCGAUACUGGCGUACGUGCUGGUGAACAAUGUGAUCACCGCCAAACAAGUGUUCGUUAUAACGAGCUUCUACAGUAUAUUGAGGCAGUCCAUGACCGUGUUCUUUCCGCAAGGUAUUGCUCAAGUAGCUGAAGCUUUGAUAUCCAUAAAACGGCUUCAGAGCUUCAUGUUAUACGAAGACACAAACAAACCCGUUCCCGGACUGGCCGAGAUACAAACCUCAACGAAACCCAAGGAGGUGACAAAGGAUUCUCUGUUGCCCGCCAGCGAUGAGUUGGAUGUGAAAAAGGAUGAUUCGAAAUUGACAGCCACCGGUGAUAGUUCCGCAGAAACCAAAGAAGCCAAGGGUAAUGGAAACGUAAACUUAGCCCCCAUAGAGGCUAGUGAAGAGGAUGAACAAGAAUUAUCGGCUCGCGUCGAAGAGGACUCCCGCGGCGUGAGACUCAAGCACGCCACCGCCAAAUGGAUACAGUCGCAUCCGGAAAAUACGCUCACCGAUCUGUCUCUCACCAUAAAACCGGGGAAGUUAAUAGCAGUAAUAGGCCCAGUCGGUGCGGGCAAGUCGUCCCUUCUGCACGUGUUACUGCGGGAGUUGCCGCUCGCGUCGGGAAGCGUGCACGUCGGCGGAACCGUGUCCUAUGCGAGCCAAGAGCCUUGGCUCUUUGCGGGGAGCGUCCGUCAGAAUAUCUUGUUCGGUCAGCCGAUGGAUCGUCCCCGGUACAACACCGUGGUGCGGAGGUGCGCGCUCGACCGCGACUUCGCGCUUUUCCCGCACGGAGACAAGACCGUCGUCGGCGAACGUGGCGUCAGUCUCAGUGGAGGUCAACGCGCCCGUAUAUCUCUGGCUCGCGCGGUGUACAAGCGCGCCGACAUAUACUUGCUGGACGACCCGCUAUCCGCCGUCGACGCACACGUCGGUCGGCACUUGUUCGAGUCGUGCGUGGUCGGGUACCUGCGGAACUCAACGCGGAUACUCGUCACGCAUCAGCUGCAGUUCCUCAGGGACGUCGAUCAGAUAAUAAUAUUGAAAAAUGGUACAAUAGCGGCGGCCGGUAACUUCGAUACUUUGAGCGCGUCUGGUCUUGAUUUUGCUACGUUGUUGGCGCGCGACCAGCACGAGGAAGAGAAACCGACCGAGGCCGCAGUCCUUACCGACACCGAGGAUAAUAACUCGGUUCUCCACGGAAGCUUUAGGAAACGACAACUGAGUAUUCAUUCCGUGAGCUCGGUGGACAACCUGACGGCGACGGCGCCCCCGGAAGGCACCCGCGAGGAGGCGGAGAUGAAGUCUGCGGGCGCGGUGUCGGGGCGCGUGUACGGCGCCUACCUGCGAGCCUGCGGUAACGCAUUCGUGAUCACAUUGAUGCUGCUUGUCGCCGUCUUAGCGCAGCUACUCGGUUCUGCCUCCGAUUGGUGGACCAGCUUCUGGGUAAAGUUGGAAGAGAAAAAUUACGCGUCUCAUACGUUGCGCACUUUCGAUGAUCGAAAUGAGACGGGAAGUUUACAAGCCGCGGACCCUAGAGUCGAUAAUGCGAUCUUCUCUGACGUCGGCCUGUCUCGCUAUGAUUGCAUUUAUAUUUACACUGGUAUCGUAGCGGCUCUGGUAGCGGUCACGUUGCUGCGUUCGUUUAUGUUCUUCUGGAUAGCGAUGCGCGCCUCGACCCGCCUGCACAACAACAUGUUCGCGGCCAUCACCCGCGCCCCCAUGCGCUUCUUCCACGUCAACCCCUCGGGCCGGAUCCUCAACCGCUUCUCCAAGGACAUGGGCGCUGUCGAUGAAGUGCUGCCCUCUGCCGUUAUUGAUGUCUUACAAAUCGGUCUGUCGCUGAUCGGUAUCGUGGUCGUGGUGGCGAUAGUGAACUACUGGCUUCUGGUGCCGACGGUGGCGAUCGGCGUCAUCUUCUACGGGCUCCGCAUAUUCUACCUGGCCACGUCGCGGAACAUCAAACGCCUCGAGGGUGUGACUCGGAGUCCCGUGUUCUCGCACCUCAACGCUUCGUUGCAAGGUAUCACCACUAUCAGAGCGUUCGGCGCUCAAGAGGCUCUCAUCAGGGAAUUCGACAAUCAUCAGGAUCUACACAGUUCAGCUUGGUACAUGUUCAUCGCGAGCUCAAGAGCGUUCGGUUUCUGGUUGGAUUUGGUGUGCGUUGUUUACAUCGCGGUGGUCACCAUGAGCUUCCUCGUGCUCGGCAAUGAGAAGUACGGAGGGGACGUCGGUCUGGCCAUAACGCAGGCGAUGGGUCUGACCGGCAUGUUCCAGUGGGGCAUGCGGCAGUCCACUGAACUGGAGAACCAAAUGACCAGUGUCGAGAGGAUCGACGAAUAUUCGAACAUAGAAUCGGAGCCCCCCCUCCAGUCGGAGGGCGACAAGAAGCCUCCCCCCUCGUGGCCGGAGGCGGGCGGCGUGCAGUUCCGCCACGUACAUCUGUACUACGCGCCCGGCGAGCCCGCCGUGCUCCGGGACUUGUCCUUCAUCAUUCUACCCAAAGAGAAGGUCGGCAUCGUCGGCAGGACCGGCGCCGGGAAAUCUUCUCUCAUCAAUGCUUUGUUCAGGCUUGCGACAAUAGAAGGUGAGAUCAUAAUCGAUAAUCGAGAGACUUCUUCGAUGGGCCUGCAUGAGCUCCGUAGUCAGAUCUCGAUAAUUCCUCAAGAGCCAGUUCUAUUUUCGGGCACCAUGAGACACAAUCUGGAUCCCUUCGAUGAAUAUCCCGACCAAGUAUUGUGGAGGGCCUUGGAAGAGGUUGAGCUGAAGGAAGUAGUGCAGGAGCUCCCGGCCGGUCUGAACUCUCGCAUGUCGGAGGGCGGCGGGAACUUCUCCGUGGGGCAGCGGCAGCUCGUGUGCCUCGCGCGGGCCAUCGUCAGGCGGAACCGCCUGCUCGUGCUGGACGAGGCCACCGCCAACGUCGACCCGCAAACCGAUGCCCUCAUACAAACGACAAUUAGAAACAAAUUCGCAGAAUGCACAGUACUCACGAUUGCUCACAGACUUCACACCGUCAUGGAUUCUGAUAAGGUUCUCGUUAUGGACGCCGGUCAAAUGGUGGAGUUUGAUCAUCCGCACGUGCUGCUGCAGAAGCACGAGGGCGUCCUGCGCGGCAUGGUCGAGCAGACCGGCAAGGCCAUGGCCGACACGCUCGCGCGGGUCGCGCAACAGGCUUACGAGAAGAAAAAUUUAGGGAGUGCGACAGAAUGAUCUAGUUUAACAUGAAUGUAGGCUACGAAUUACUUAAAAUACGUGUUAUUAAUGUUCCUAUGAGGGAUGUACAAAAGGAUCUGUUUUAUUCCGUAAGUGUGUAGGCUGCCCGCCGAUACGUCACGCUUAUGUCACAAAUGUAUUCGUUAUUUAUAUGGUAGGAACUAUUUGUAAGAAUAGGUUUUUGUUAAUUAUUGCGUGUUUGUAAAACAAGUGAGAUUUCCAUUGGAUGGUUACCAAAAUUGAUCUUUAUGUUAGAGUAGUUAAAAGGAUAUUUUGACUGCAAUACCAAAUCCUUAUCGAAUAUUUUCUUAAUUUAAAUUUACUACAAUGUAAACAGUGUCUUAAUUAGUUUUUUUUGUUUGUUUGAAGAAAUCAAAGCUUUACCGUAUUAUUAUAUACAAAAGGUGCUACAAUUUUACUUGUAGACUUUGAACGAGGCCUAUUAUAGGUUUAGCGUGUACUUACAUUAAUUAUAUAAAUAACGGAAAAACAAAAGGAAACGUUACUUAUUAACACUGUAAGUGUCUUUGAUGAUAAAUAAUAUUUUAAGUAGCUAAUUUUAUUCAGUGAUAUGUAUUGUGUACUUAUGUCGAUAUGUGAUUAUGGAUUUGAUAAAAUUAUAUUCAACAUACAAUUUUUAUUCUGAUAAUAUACUGAUGUUUGUAGAAAUUGAAAAUGUUUGUUGAUUAAUACAACAAAAUAAAAUUUUAGAUUG